Molecule: messenger RNA, 978 nt
Organism: Musa acuminata AAA Group (dessert banana)
Lineage: Eukaryota; Viridiplantae; Streptophyta; Magnoliopsida; Zingiberales; Musaceae
Product: putative B3 domain-containing protein Os06g0632500
Exons: 4
Coding region: 279-782 (167 amino acids)
Molecular function (GO): DNA binding
Source: RefSeq, a predicted model, not a curated record
CAUAAGCCACAUUGGGUUUUGGAGCACAACGGAUUUCCGUACACAUAAGCAAGCGGAGAGAAAGAGCGACCCAGAUAUGCUGACGAUUCAGAUUCCGGGCGGCUCGAGGUUUGCUUCGUUUUCUGCCCGACACCGGAGGAGAGGCCUUUAAAAACCCCUCGUCAUCUCUCCUGCAGCAGCAGCAGCAGCAGUGAACCUUCUCCUGCCUUCCUUCUUCUCUGUCCUUUUUCAGUCCGAGUAAGAAAGGGUUUCCCCUGCAGCUCUCUCCGAGGAGUCUCAUGGAGGGAGGGGUUGGCGCGUCCAGGCCGCACUUCGUCAAGGCGUUGAUCCCCGGGUUCUCUAAAAGGAUGCUGAUUCCUCGUCACUUCACCGAGCGUCUUGCGUGUGAGAACCAUCGAACGGCCACCAUUCUAAGCCCUCUUGGCAAGUUUUGGCAUGUUAGUAUUGAGAGAGAUGGGCAUGAUAUGUUCUUCGGUAAUGGCUGGAAGGAAUUUACUGAAGCCCAUGACUUGUGUGUGGGUUACUUCCUGGUGUUCUGCCAUGAAGGCAACAUGGUUUUCACUGUCAAGGUUUUUGAUUGGAGUGGUUGUCUUAAGGAGUAUAAUGAGAUUGCAGGCAGAUUCUCAGAAGAAACAAAAACAACAGUCGAAGAAGAUCAAGCCAUUGAUAAUGCAUCAAAGAGUGAUACACGGAAGGGAGUAGAUUCUGAUAGCAUAACAAGUAAGUUAAAGACUGAUAAUUUAGAAUGCUCAGAUGAGGAGGAGGAAUCUACUCCAUUUUGAGAAGAUAGAUAUACCUUGUCAUCUCCAGUACAAGGCAAUGGGUGUUCUGUAAGCUUGCUGUAUGUUAAUGCAGGCCCUCAUUCUGGUACUCAAGGAGAUUAAAAAAAUGGGGAAAGCAUUGAGAAUAUUUGAUGGAUGCUUUGUUUUGUUUGGUCUUGUAUCCACCUAUAUCAUCUUCUCCGUUUCUGCCUUCUCU